AUGUUAGCAUUUUAAUCAUGUAACAUUUCACCCAAUUAAAUAUCUGGUCUCUAACUUUUAAAUGUAAAUUAAUCUAAUGAGAUUCAAUCCUCUUAAGCAUCUUCAUAUUUGCUUCAGGCAUUAAAUCAAUUCCCAUCUUAAUUAUAACAGAAAACCUAGUUAAUUCAAUAAGAGAAUUAGAAAUUAAAAAAUGAGAAUCAAUCUCUGUAAUAAUAAGUAAAUCAUUUAGAAAAUAAGCAAUAAGAAUUGAUUAAUGAAGUAUUAUAUCAUUAGAUUUUUAGAUCCAUGAUUUAAGAUAAUUAAUUAAGAGAGUCAAUUAAGAGGGGGAAGUGACAGUUCAAUACUUAAAAACUAAAAAUGUAAAUUAUGAUAUAAAAUAUUCAAGACUAUACUUGAACAUCAUAAUGAUAGUUUAGAAAAAGCCCUCAAAAAUUUAUAAAAUAAUAUUGAAAUGUUUGGACAAUUAAAAGAAUUUUCUGAGCUUAUGAAAUAAGAAGUUGAUCUUUGA
Messenger RNA from Paramecium pentaurelia, 508 nucleotides. Lineage: Eukaryota; Ciliophora; Oligohymenophorea; Peniculida; Parameciidae. The record is from the annotation of a GenBank genome assembly.